AUGUCCAGAAAAUAUGUUCUUAAUGAAACGGGAAUCGAGGAUGGGUUAGGGCUACCGUCGUGGAAGCUAGUCCUCGCGCUGCUGGUUAGCUGGAUAUUCGUCUACGUGGUGACCUGCAAGGGUGUGCAGAGCACCGGUAAAGCGGCCUAUUUCCUAGCUCUUUUCCCAUACAUCAUCAUGAUUAGUCUUCUAGUGAGAGCGGUAACGUUGGAUGGAGCGGUGGACGGCAUCAUUUUCCUCUUCAAACCCACAUGGCACAAGAUCUUGGAGCCGGCGGUUUGGGAUUGCACAAUUGUGACGACUCUGGAUCUUUGCACUAGUUUGAUGGCCGGCGCGACUAUCUUCGGAAUCCUGGGCAAUCUCGCCCACGAGAUUGGCAGCGAUGACAUCAGCAGCGUCGUACGCGCCGGAACAGGCCUAGCUUUUGUCUCAUAUCCAGAAGCUUUAGCAAAAUUUACGGUGGUACCGCAGCUCUUCGCUGUGCUUUUUUUCUUGAUGCUUUUUGUGUUGGGUAUAGGUACUACCGUUGCCUUCUGCAAUGUAAUUAUCAGCAUUAUCAAGGACCAAUUUCCGUGGCUCACUCAAUGGAAGAUUGCCGCUGGCGUUGCGAUCUUUGGCUUCGCAAUCGGCAUUGUCUAUUGCACGCCCGGCGGCCAGUACAUUCUCAACUUGAUAGAUUACUUCGGUGGGACCUUCAUUAUCGUGUUUUUAGCUUUCUUUGAAAUGAUGGCUAUUUCCUGGGUAUACGGCGUUGAUAAUUUUAUGGACGAUGUCGAGUUUAUGGUAGGCCGACGACCAUUCUUUUACUGGAGAUUCUGCUGGUGUUAUUUGACUCCCUUGUUCUUGUUCACCAUCUUGAUUUAUUUUCUGAUCGAUAUGACACCACUCACGUAUAACGACGAAUACUAUCCAACAUCCGCAUAUGCUGCGGGUUGGACGCUUUUGGCUAUAGGAAUUCUCCCUUUUCCCUUAGGCAUGAUCAUUGUUGGAUUUCGGAAUAGGAAUGAGACAUGCUUAAAUAUAUUUAAGCCGAGCGCCGAUUGGGGUCCGAAAGAUCUGAAGAAAUAUAACGAAUGGAGGGAUUUUAAGCACUCAAAGAGGAUAUCACGAACGUGUACGAAAAAAUCGAAAAUUAUAGCAACGCUGUUUGGUAAAGAUUGA
This is a messenger RNA of Solenopsis invicta (red fire ant), 1161 nucleotides long. RefSeq names its product sodium-dependent nutrient amino acid transporter 1. The record is from RefSeq and is a predicted model, not a curated record. Gene Ontology annotation, biological process: sodium ion transmembrane transport. Gene Ontology annotation, molecular function: L-amino acid transmembrane transporter activity. The transcript is spliced from 6 exons. Gene Ontology annotation, cellular component: membrane. NCBI's taxonomy places the organism in Eukaryota, Metazoa, Arthropoda, Insecta, Hymenoptera, Formicidae. The coding region runs from base 1 to 1161 and encodes 386 amino acids.